UUGAAGAAAUAUGUUUAUCGGCAGUGGGCAAUGGAGGUAGAGGAGCGAGAACAAGAAAAACAACGGAACUUUUGAUGACUACGAAAAUACUUCAAAAUAAUGAACAGCCGAUAAUUCAUCAUGGCUACCAACACCAACAUAUUUAUCGACAAAGAGACCAAUAAUUGGUUCAAGGCGUGCAUAGCCCUCAAUGUGACGAAGGAAGGACUGACUAAUUUCGUUGAAACAGAGAUCAAACAUGUCCACAAUUCUAUUGGUAGAAGUUGCGGAAAUUGUUGUACACAGAACCUAGUAGGAUGUCCCACUAAAGGGAUAUGUAAAAAAUCUAGGAACUGCAACUACCAUACACAAACCAAGCAACCACGCCAAUGCCCUGUGAAAUUGUGUGAGCUCGUCGCAAAAAAUGUAACCUCACUACAUAGAUAUAAUGGACCAUCUUGGUUUAACACCAAAGCGGAACUGUGGUCGACAGAUCAAUGGCAAAUCGCCAAAUGUUUUUUCCCACCAGAUGGAUAUAUUAAUGUUUCGUCGAUUCAUGAUACGGACUUCAAUGGUGUCCUAAGCGUGCUUCUUAACUGCAAACAUUUUGAUAGUUGUAUUUCAUUUACUAUUGCACCAAAACCACCGGCACCAGAAUGCCUCUUAACAAAAGCCCGUCAAAUAGGAAGAGCAAUUCGUCACACAACCAACUGCAAGGUUACAGACGCUGAACUGCAUGACUUCCUCCAGACAUUGGACACACUUCUAGCAGACCCAAAGUGUUUAGCCAAUGAGCCUACUGCUACAGCAGCCAGAACUAAACUGUUAAAUUUGCAGAAAGAUCGCCUUUCACUGACUGAACUGGGCGAGCUGUUGAAAGAAGCCAAUCAGACCGUCAUAAAAGCGAAAGAGACCGGAGAACGUUUUUCAGAAAACGCUGAAAGGACCCUGACAGUAGGUCUGCAAACUUUAGAGGCUGCAAUUCUGGCGGGAGAAAUUCGACUUGAAAGCAAGGCACAGGAUAUGAUUGUGCGCAUACAACAAGCAGCGAAUGAAAAGGAAAAAGAAGAUUACGAAAGAGCAGUAGCAGAUCUUCUCAGUCGAUUGGUGGAAUAUUACCGUGAUACCGUUAGCUACGUGCCUCUGUCUACUUUAAAUCAUAGUCUCGAUAAGCACGUACAAGACGUCUAUGUCACUCCAAAAAUACACAGGAUAAACAUAGAGAAUGAUGGGAGACGCACGAAACAAGAACAAAUAUUGACGUACAGAGAUUGCUUUUGUAGAAGUGAUCAUUUAUCCAGACGAACAUAUCUACAAGGCGAGCCUGGUAGCGGCAAGACAAGUUUUGCUGCCAAGUUAGUUUACGACUGGUGUAAUGUGCAUGGGCCCUCGACGGAAUCCGAGAAAGAACAAACGACGUUUGGAGACGUUGAUAUCCUUCAUAAUUUCAAGUUUCUCUUUUUCAUCUCGUUGCGCGAUUCGAGAAAUCAUACAUAUGUAACUCAUAUGAUUAAAACCCAGCUCAUCUACAAAAUCUACGCGGAAGACGAAUGGGAGAGAGCAUACAAACUGGUCUUAAAAAUCAUGAAAAAUGUUAUGUAUCUUGUCGUUCAAGACGGUCUGGAUGAAUGGCCUUGUGAACACGCUGUUCCUUCUAUGGACGGAAUUCCUAAAGACCAUUGCCUUGUACUCACAACUUCUCGACCAUGGAAACUCGCUGAUGAACGUAUCAAGAACUCUCAAAUAGACAUUCUUUUAGAAGUUGAAGGGAUAAGCGAUCCUGAAGAAUUCAAUGAAAAACUAUUACGAUGCUUACUUGACGAAACAAAGGAUCUGAAAGAAACAGUGAAGCAGUUUCAGACAUUUCUAAAGGGGCGUGGCCUUGAGUCGAUAUCUUCUUCGCCUAUGCUGUACACGCUUGUCCUCUGUACCUAUGUAGAUCAUAUGGCUGAGAGUCUCACAGGGUCGUCAAUGUGUGAACUGUACACUACCAUGCUUGAAAAUCUAUGUAAAAAAGCUAACACACAAAUAAGUUAUUUCGAUCAAUACCACUUAUCACCAGUAAAAGCCUUUGCUUGCACGAAAUAUAUUAGACCAAACAUAGACCAUAUAGAUUCCAUUUCUAAAGCUGCAUUCUCAUUUUUGUUUUCAAAUAAAAAGGAAUCAUCACUAGUGUUCAGCGACAUAGACUUGUCGGCUCAUUUGUCUGAAACUGCAAAGCAGUUCGCACUCGAUUCAGGAAUAUUAUCUAAAAGAAAAGGAAAAAGAUGUACUGAUCAGACAUUGUCGUUUGUCCAUAAAACCAUCCAGGAAUUCCUAACUGCUUUUCAUAUCAAUAGGAAUGCAGACGUAAUUGAUGACGUCCUUUCCGGAUAUCUCAAACGCCAUAACAAUGCAUAUCGUGAUAUAUCUCAAAUGUUUAUAUUCCGGUGUGGCUUUAACAUCUCGGCAGCAAAUAAACUGUCUUCAAUGAUGAAUGAGCUUAACGUGUAUGGCGUAUAUGGCCAUUAUUUCCAAGACUGCAUUAUCUCGGGUUAUAGGGAGGCUGUAGCCAAUAAGAACAGUCCAAUACACCUACAUCUGAGUCACUUUGACUUCGAUAGUGAUAAUGCCGAAGAUUUGAUCCAGAUCUGGACACUGAACACUUCACAUGCUCGAUUUUUAAAGGUUCACUUGGCAUGGCGCCGUUUUUCAAACAUAUAUGUAACAAUACGUUCACAAGACGCGUCGUCUGCAGAUUGUCAUGGACCAGGGUCUGUUUCCUUACAUGCACGUCAGGAUCCUGACGUCGCAAAUCGAGACGAUCGAGAAGAAAUCAGAUCGUCUACAUCUUGUAUCGAGUUCGACUUGUCAUCGUGUCACAACCUCGAACGGCUUGUGCUCAUAGGUACGCAUGUAACCGUGCUAUCAAAUGCACUGAUGGGUCUCAAGAAGUUGGAACAUCUCACAAUUGAGCGUUGUAAAUGUGAAGCGAUUGACUUAUCACAUUGUGUUCACAUAAACUCAAUUCGUAUUAUUGGUAGUAGCUUACUUUGUAAUUGUAAAGAGCUUGACUUGUCGUCGUGUAACAACCUAAAACUGCUUGAGCUUGAGAAUUAUGAGUGCUUCCAAAUGCACUGAUGGGUCUCAAGAAGUUGGAACAUCUCACAAUUGAGAGUUGUGAAUGUGAAGCGCUUGACUUAUCACAUUGUGUACACAUAAACUCAAUUCGUAUUGUUUAUAAUAGCCACUCUCUAUUACCACUCUCUAUUAAUAAUUAUAGGACUCUAGAAUGUAUUGAAAUAAUACACACAACUUAUAAGGGACUGGAUUUGUCAAUGUUUGUAAAUUUAAAUUCCAUCAGUAUCAGCAAUGAAGUUCAAGUGUUACGUAAACCACUUCUCAAACAUAACGAGCUUACUGACAUUAAAUUGAGUUUUUUUAUGCUGCUAUUUGUAAUUUUGAUAUAUGGUAUCUACUUAAUGGUGCUGAUCCAGCCCUUACGAUAGACGUUCCAGUACUGCCCUCCAUACAAACCAUUGAACUAUUUUGUGUUGAAUGUUCCUUCACCUGGCUACGCAGUCUGGUAAGCACGAUGUUGACACUUGAUCAUGGGGUCGAUUGUGAGCUGUUGAAUUGUGACAUAGCUUCAGACGAUUUUGAUGAGACUCUGCUGAGCAGUGACAUGUCUUGGUAUGAGGAGGACGAAAAAAGUGACAUGUCAAUAACAACGGAUUUAAACAAUACAUGUAUGUUCGAUAUCAAUGACGACUCUCCUGGUCUAUGGGAAACUCUGGAUGGUCUGAACGUCAACAAUCUGAGACUGGGGGGUGGGUAUGGUGCUUUGACAGUGCAUCUUGUAUCGUCAAAGUCACGAUCACUAGAAUCCCUCCCAAAACUUGAAACGCUUUCAAUGAAUUUAUCUUUUUAUAUCGACCUACCGCUGCCUCCAUAUCUGAAGCAUUUGACCGUGCUAUAUAAUACACUGUCACCAUCAGAACUUCGCCACCUGGUGAACCAACUGUGUGCGUUCACUCACUCAGUUGAAUGCAAAUUGGAAUUCCUCUGUGGUAACAAAAUUGAAAACAACACGAUCACUAACAUUCCACCAGAGAACUACAUCACCGUCGAACAGGAACUCCAAACUCUGGAGCAUGUUGAAGUGAAACGAUUUCGAAUAUAUGACCGGACACCUCAAACCGAUAUAAAUUAUCGUGCUGCCUGGUCUGUACGAGACAGUAUUGUUGAUGAUGGUGAUCAUGGUGAUGAUAUCGGUAAAGAUGAGGGUUGGAUAAGUCAUUCGAGUCAUUCUGACAUCCGAAAAUGGCAUAGUGAAUGCCUCAAUCGCAUUUCAUUGCAACUUCGGAUUAAUGGUGAACAAAACAAUUAGGUUUGUACAUUUAAAUGCGUCUGAUACCAAUUUGACUUCCGACCAACUGUGUUAAAAUUCAAGCAGUGAACUAUUGAAGUAAUACAUCCGACUAUAUGACACCAAAUCGAUGUAAACAUGUGUGUUCUACAUUUCCCGAACAGUUUUAUUGAUCUGCAAAAUAAAUUGCAUGCAUAAUUGAAUAAUUACGUUUAUUAUAAUGUGUAUUUAAUUUUCUUGUGACAAAGUUAAUAGUUUCCAUUCUUAAAUGAUUCCCUGGUGUUAGUGAGAAAUAAAUUCCAUUCUUUCGAAUUGUUCAUGUAUAUCUCAUCAUUAUGGUAAUGUGAUGCAAAUGUAAUAUAUUCAGCUGUAUUAAAUGUUCUUAUUGUAUUUGACCAUGAUGAUUAUGUUAACUUUGAUGAUGAUAUAAACAGCAAAAGGAUAAUGAUGGUACACGGUGAUGAAGUUUGUUAAAAUAAUAUGAAAAUAACACAUACGGCAACAGUCACUGUGCUGCUGUUGUUGCAGCUGUUGAAGGUGAUAAUGAUGAUGGAGACGGUGAUCAUGACGAUCAACAUGGUAAUAAUCUGUGAACUAAAUUGCUUGCAUAUUUGAAAAAUUAAAGGCACGAGUAUUGUAAUUUUCA
Messenger RNA from Dreissena polymorpha, 4973 nucleotides. RefSeq lists its product as uncharacterized. Lineage: Eukaryota; Metazoa; Mollusca; Bivalvia; Myida; Dreissenidae. The transcript has 5 exons. The coding region runs from base 121 to 3099 and encodes 992 amino acids. The record is from RefSeq and is a predicted model, not a curated record.